CCGCUGGCCCUGGCUGGCCCCUCGGGGAAUGACACGAAACAUCACCUGAAGAGCCAGCCCCGCCUGCGCCUCCUCAUGGAUUCGUCAAAUGUGACCUCGUUUGCUGCCGAGUCAUCUUCGAAUGUCUCCAGCGGCUGGAACGCCUCCACGAGGCCUCUGGCCCAGAAAGUCCCCAUGGUGCACUGGGUCAUCCUGAGCAUCUCCCCGCUGGGGUUUGUGGAGAACGGAUUCCUCCUCUGGUUCCUCUGCUUCCGCAUGAAGAGAAACCCCUUCACGGUGUACAUCACCCACCUGUCUAUUGCAGACAUCUCAUUGCUCUUUUGUAUCUUCAUUCUGUCUGUUGACUAUGUUCUUGACCAUGAGCUCUCUUCUGGCUAUUACUACACCAUUGUCACGCUAUCGGUUACUUUUCUGUUUGGCUACAACACUGGCCUCUACUUGCUGACAGCCAUUAGUGUGGAGAGGUGUCUGUCAGUCCUGUACCCCAUCUGGUAUCGGUGCCAGCGCCCCAAGCACCAGUCAGGACUGGUCUGUGCACUCCUGUGGGCACUGUCAUGCUUAGUGACUGCCAUGGAAUACGCCAUGUGCAUCGACAGCGAGGGACAGGCCCAUCGGCAAAGCAAAUGCCGGGCGGUGCUCAUCUUCAUCGCCUUCCUCAGCUUCUUGGUCUUCACUCCCCUCAUGGUGGUGUCCAGCACCAUUGUGGUCAUUAAAAUCCGACAGAAUACCUGGACUGCCCACUCCUCCAAGCUGUACCUGGUCAUCCUGGUCACCGUCAUCGUAUUCCUCAUUUUUGCCAUGCCCAUGAGGCUGCUUUACCUGCUCUACUAUGAGUAUUGGUCAAGGUUUGGGAACCUGCACCAAUUUUCGCUUCUCUUCUCCACCAUCAAUAGCAGUGCUAACCCUUUUAUCUACUUCUUUGUGGGCAGCAGUAAGAAGAAGCGGUUCAAGGAGUCCUUAAACGUGGUUCUCACACGGGCUUUCAAGGAUGAAAUACAACCAGCGCAGAAGAAUGAUGCCGGUAAUACCACCACCGUUGAGACGGUCGUCUGAGGGCUCUGGAGGACAAUCACCGGCCAUAGGGGC
Messenger RNA from Echinops telfairi (small Madagascar hedgehog), 1086 nucleotides. RefSeq names its product MAS1 proto-oncogene, G protein-coupled receptor (gene MAS1). Gene Ontology annotation, cellular component: membrane. The coding region runs from base 76 to 1053 and encodes 325 amino acids. The record is from RefSeq and is a predicted model, not a curated record. Gene Ontology annotation, biological process: G protein-coupled receptor signaling pathway. Gene Ontology annotation, molecular function: angiotensin receptor activity. The transcript has 2 exons. Lineage: Eukaryota; Metazoa; Chordata; Mammalia; Afrosoricida; Tenrecidae.